Messenger RNA from Chironomus riparius, 835 nucleotides. NCBI's taxonomy places the organism in Eukaryota, Metazoa, Arthropoda, Insecta, Diptera, Chironomidae. The record is from the annotation of a GenBank genome assembly.
UGAAAUUUGAAAUAAAGAUCAAAAAUUUUUCGUACAUCACAGAAUUUUAUGUUUUAAAAGCUUCAUUCUUGACCCAAAAUUUUAUUCGUUAUACAUUAUGCCUCCACAGAAAUCUCCAGGACCAGCAAAUUUUACAUUAAAACCUCUUGUUGGAUUUAAUAAUCAUGACUUUAACAGUUUAAAGAAACGAGCACCUCAAUGGUCGUUCGGAAAACGUCUUAAAGGCCUUUCUGCUGAUAAAACACCAGGUGCUGAUAACUACGAUACCAGAAAAGUUACGCGUUAUGGGAUCUUUCCGAAUGUACCAGGAAAAAUUUCAAUAAAGCACAAGGAGCUUAAAUCCGAUUUCGGACCAGGACCAAACAAAUACAAUGCUGUCGAUGUCACAGUCUUUAAAGGAAAAAGUGCCGCAAAGUUCACGAUGGGACUUAAAACAAAACAAUUAAAUGACAAUUGCAGUCCUGGACCAGUAGCACAAAUCACACCUCUUUCUGUCUACAAGAAAAGAGCUCCAACAUAUCCAAUGUUUGCACGUAACAAGGAACUUUCAGAUGGAAAAUCUCCUGGUCCAAAUAAUUACAGCACUGUCGACAGUAAAUUAAUGACAAUGAAGACUAAUCCAGCAUAUUCAUUUAGAUCAAGAACUGCUGUCAUCGAUAAAGAUAGGAAGCCAGGACCAGCAGAUUAUAACUUAAUAAAGCACAAUCCCUUUUCAAGUCCACCAUGCUUUACAAUCCGACGGCAUCACUCUGAAUAUGCAAAUUUUCUCAUUUUACCAAACGAUAAUUGUUAAAUAAAAUCUCAUCUCUUUUUUUUGGGAUACAACCGACCGCGU